AUGAUCGACCAUACGACCACCCUUCGCCGUAUUCCCACCGCGCCCAGGAUGGGCAAAUCCUACGAUCCAACAGCCACACCAUACGCAUCAAUGAGCGGCAUGACACAUCAGCCCUACAGUACUCCGGAUACGUCGCCCCCAACGCCCUCCCGGAGUUCGGAUAUGAUUACUACCCGUAGCGGGUUGACCAUUCAAAAACGAGCGACGACGAUCAAGCCUCUCGCUGCCCACGCCCCUCGAGUGGAGAAGGCUUCACCGCGAAAGAAAAAGGAACGCAGCAAAGUAUCGAAAAAGAUGGACGGCGUCCAGAAGCCGCUAAGUGAGCUGGCGCGAGAGAAUCCGCAGGUUUUUGUGGCAGACAUCAACGCCUACGUGAACAGACCAAUCGAGGAGCGUCUGAAAGAGGUCGAGGAGAGCAAAACGCCGGGCAAGAUCAAACGCCCCAUGAACGCAUUCAUGCUCUAUCGCAAAGCAUACCAGAACCUUGCCAAAAGCCUCUGCACACAGAACAACCACCAAGUCGUUUCGCAAGUUUGCGGCAGUGGAUGGCCAUUGGAGUCUGAACUGAUUCGCCAGCAAUUUAACGACUGGGCCAAGCUCGAGCGCCUGAAUCACCAAGAAGCUCAUCCGGGUUACAAGUUUACGCCUUCGAAACCGAAACCUAAAGCCCGGGUGGAAGACGACCAGCCGUCAGAUGAUGGGAACUUGGACGGCUUUGACUGGUCUGCAGGGCCCAUGUCUUCGAGGGGUCGGGAGAUGAAGGCACGCAGGCCCCAGGGACAGUACGACGCCCCACCUUCGAUCUAUCAUUCGUACGCUGGCGCCGCGGGAAUGGCCUACCACCCGGUCAGUAUUACCAACAAAGCGUACAACAGCGACAUGAUGGUGUUGGCUUUGUAG
Messenger RNA from Verticillium nonalfalfae, 900 nucleotides. RefSeq lists its product as uncharacterized. Gene Ontology annotation, biological process: regulation of transcription by RNA polymerase II. The record is from RefSeq and is a predicted model, not a curated record. The transcript is spliced from 4 exons. Gene Ontology annotation, molecular function: RNA polymerase II cis-regulatory region sequence-specific DNA binding; DNA-binding transcription factor activity, RNA polymerase II-specific. Lineage: Eukaryota; Fungi; Ascomycota; Sordariomycetes; Glomerellales; Plectosphaerellaceae. Gene Ontology annotation, cellular component: nucleus. Bases 1 to 900 code for a protein of 299 amino acids.